AUGGGUAUUAAAAUAUUGAGAGUAAGUAAAAUGCAAAAUAAAUGGAAUAAUAAAUUAUCAACAUUGAUUAACCAGUCUAAUUAUAUUGGGAAUAUAAUGACACAACCAGGUGAUAAUUCUGAUUUAUCAGGAAAGGUUUCUAAUUUUUCUGAAAAGUACGCCAUGUUUAUUUUGCCAUUCGUGACGACAUUAAGAGAGGGAAUGGAAGCUAUAAUUUUCAUAGGAGGUAUUCGGAUCAACGAGAAUACUUCAAUUUGGGCUAUUUUUAAUUCAUUUGCAACAGCGUUAAUUUUUGGUUCGCUAAUCGGUGUUUUACUCUACCGCCUGGAAACACAUUAUCCUUGCAAUGGUUUUUGA
Debaryomyces tyrocola is the source of this 357-nucleotide messenger RNA. Lineage: Eukaryota; Fungi; Ascomycota; Pichiomycetes; Serinales; Debaryomycetaceae. The record is from the annotation of a GenBank genome assembly.